Drosophila miranda is the source of this 6432-nucleotide messenger RNA. Its product is annotated as chromosomal serine/threonine-protein kinase JIL-1. Gene Ontology annotation, biological process: regulation of DNA-templated transcription; protein phosphorylation. The record is from RefSeq and is a predicted model, not a curated record. The transcript is spliced from 8 exons. Gene Ontology annotation, molecular function: protein serine/threonine kinase activity; ATP binding. NCBI's taxonomy places the organism in Eukaryota, Metazoa, Arthropoda, Insecta, Diptera, Drosophilidae. Bases 585 to 4493 code for a protein of 1302 amino acids.
CCGUUGUCUGAAAAAAUAAUAUUUCACUUAAAUAUUGUAGUUCGUGCGCGAUUUUUCUACUUACAACUAGAUAUAUAAGUGCUUUAAGAUCUUAUUAAUCCGGUUUUUUUUUCUGUGGCUGCACUCAAGGUGGCUGUAGCUAAUAAGUGUCCACGAAUGAGAGCGUAAAGCAGAUGGCGAAGAGCGUCCCGCGCAUCAGUGUGUGUGUGCGCGUGAAUGAGAAGUAGAAAGCGGCGGUAAAAACCUUGUUCGCGUGUAAAAACCUACUCAUCUAAGACAAGAUACUUAAUAAAUAAUAUUUUCGCUUGUAUAUAUCGAGUGGAAAAAGUGUGAAAAAUAUCCUUGAGUGUACCCAAUCUUCGCCAGCAGCGCAGCAAGCGAUAGAAAAUAGCAGACGAAAACAAAACGCGUCCCCCAGAACCGCCGAUAGCGAGGAAUGCCAGCGUCAGACCACCAGCGCGACAUGAGUUUUGAGUGGUUACUGCCAGAAUUGUUGAAUUGCUUUUAACUUGUUGCCUACGUAAGGGAAUACGUAGAGAAAACCACCGCCAGUAUCCCUCCCUGAUCGCAGUCCAGCCGCAGAUAUGAAUAGUCGCCUGCAAAAGCAGCCGGCUGAGAUGCCGGGAAAAUUAAAGUCCGGCGGCCGAAAGUCGCGCCGCAAGGCGGCCUUGGUGUCGGCGGAGUUGAUUACUGGCCCAGAAGGUGCCGAUGAAGUGCAUCGCAAGAAUGGCCAUGCCACAAAUGGUGGCGGCAAGCGCCGGCGGGCCAACAAAGGUGGCAAUCCGCCCCUCCUGACCAACGGUGACAGCAAGAGGAGCAAAAUGAAGCAACAGAAUCCGGGCAGCGAGAGCCAGCAGGCCGUCGUCUCCACCAAGAGAACCAACAAAAAAAAGUAUAUUGCCUGCAGCAACAACAACAACAACAGUAACAGCAGGAACAUUAAUGUGAGCAACGGCCAACACAACAUCAACAGCAACAACAAGAAGGCCACCAGCGCCAUCAACACCCCAUCGCCAUCGCCUCCAAAAGGGGCUGCGGCAACAGCAAAAAGGCAAGACUACAACUACCGCGACACCAUAUCGCCACCCACACCGAUCUUGCCGGCCUCACCCCCACCGAUCUUGCCGGCCUCACCCCCACCCAAUGUGGCGGAGAUAGUGUGCAUUUCGGAUGCAGAGUCCGAGGAGAACGAGCCGGCGGACUACUUUGACAGGGACACGGAGGAGGAGGACGAGGAGCCAGACGUGUUGGAAGUGGAGGACGAGGUGGUUCUGGUGAACGACACAGCCUCUACUCCCAUGAAAAAACUGCAGCUAAAGAACGUUAAUCCGAAGAACAUAGCUGCAGCAGCCGCAGCAGCAGCGGCGGCCGCAGAAGCGGCAGCUGCCGCAGCAGAAGUGGCUGCGGCAGCAGCAGCCGCAUUGCCCAACUUUGGCAUCCCCACCAGCAACAGCACUCCGCUGGAUCUUAACAACGAGGCGCACCAGAAGGACCUGGAAUCCGUGACAGAUCUUCGGUCCUACGUAAAACUAUACAGUGAUGAGGCAGUGAGUCUAGUCGACUUUAAAAUAAUACGUGUCCUGGGCACGGGCGCGUAUGGACGAGUUUUCCUUGUGCGAAAACUGACCCGUCACGAUGCUGGCCAGUUGUAUGCCAUGAAGGUCCUAAACAAGAUAACCGUAGUGCAGAAGCGUAAGACGGCCGAGCAUACCAAAACAGAGCGUGUGGUACUAGAAGCCGUACAGCGCAGCCCCUUCCUGGUCGGCCUCCACUAUGCGUUCCAGUCAUCAUCGAAGCUGUACUUGGUUCUCGACUUUGCCAAGGGCGGGGAACUGUUCACCCAUUUGUACCAUGCCGAGCAGUUCGAUGAGUCGCGCGUGCGCGUCUAUGUUGCCGAGGUGGUGUUGGCGGUGGAGCAACUGCAUCAGCUGGGCAUCAUUUAUCGCGACAUAAAGCUCGAGAACAUCCUUCUGGAUGGAGACGGACACAUUGUCCUGUCCGACUUUGGGCUGUCGAAGAUCCUAUCGGAAGAGAAUGAUCACCGGGCACACAGCUUCUGUGGCACCCUGGAGUACAUGGCACCGGAGAUCAUACGCACUGGGCCGCCGGGUCACGACAGUGCCGUCGAUUGGUGGUCUGUGGGUGUUCUGACCUUUGAACUGCUCACCGGAGGACCACCCUUUUCCACCUCUGAUGGCCAGAGCCAGCAGUCGGAGAUCUCAAGGCGCAUACAAAGGGAUCAGCCGCCAAUACCGCCAACGUUCAGCGCGGCUGCCAAAGACUUUGUGCUCAAAAUGCUGGAGAAGAACCCCAAGCUGCGUCUGGGCAAGAACGAUCGCGAUGCCAAAGAGAUCAAGCAGCAUCCCUUCUUCCAUGGCAUCAACUGGCACGACCUGCGCGCCAAGCGCCGCAAGGCCCCAUACAAGCCCGUGCUCACAUGCGAGGAUGACGUCCAGAACUUCAGCAGCGAGUUCACCGAACAGCCGCCAGAGGACAUCGAAUGCGAUGCACCCCCCAGUCGCAUUCGCCUUUUCCGGGGAUAUACCUAUGUGGCGCCCGAGCAUUUGGAACAAAUGCGCAGAGACAACAACUGCCACAUUGAAUAUUGUAACAAAGGAUUACUGCAUAUGCCGUCAAGACCGCAAGAUCUCGACCUGGGCAGCCGCACGGCGGGUGGAUCCUACGGUACCUGCUACUUUGCCGUGGACAGCACCAACGAUAUGAUAUUCAUGGUCAAGGUUGUCCCACUCUCAAAGUUUCGUGCAUCCGAAGUAGACGCCCUGACCUCCUGCGCCAUGAUAAAUGAUGGCCACCAGAAUAUUGUCCAAUAUCUGGGCACCUUCCGGGACAAGUGCGACACAUGGAUCCUCACAGAGUUCCUUGUCGGCGAGGAGCUUUCGGCGCCCAUCAAACGCAACGCCCUGAACGAGCGCACCUGCCGUGAGCUCUUUCGGCAGAUUCUGGAGGCGGUGCGUCACAUUCACUCGAAAAAGUUCAUACACGGUGACGUGAAGCCCGAGAACAUUGUGUUCGAGAGUCGCGAUGAUAUGGUGGUGAAGCUGGUUGACUUUGGCAGUGCCUGUUACAGCAGCAAUUUCACGAGCUGGCAGGACAAGCCGCGCUACACUCUGGACUAUGCACCGCCCGAGAUGCUCAAGGAUCCCAAUAUGGUCACGUAUACGCCGGCCGUCGAUGUCUACGGGCUUGGCGCGACGCUGUACACGAUGCUGGUGGGCCAUCCGCCCUAUCGCCAGGAUCAGGAGGACACGGAACACACUCCAGAAAUUCAUCACCAGUUGCGGCGACGCAUGCAGAGCGAGACGUUCAAUCAUGAAUCGAAGCUCUGGCUAAAUGCCAGCCCGGAGUUCCGCCAUCUGGUAGAGUGCUGCAUGCUGCCCGAUCCCGCCGAUCGUCCGCAACUGAAUGAUAUUUUGGCGAGCGACUGGGUGUGCGGUGUAGGUAGCGACAUGGACGUCGAAUUCAUUGUGCCAUCCUCGCCACAGCAGCUUAAGGAGGAGGUAGAGGAGAAGGAGGAGGCAGCGGAGGUAGAGAAAGAGGAGGAGGUAGAGGAGGUAGAGGAGGGGGAGGUGGUUUAUGAAGAUGAAUCAAUGUCGACACCAGGUAUGUCACCCGAACAUGAGUCCGAUCCCGAGGACAUCAACAUGCUCGAAGAGCCCGUGCCGGCUAUAGCAGCACCGAGCGAAUUGUUCUUGCCUCGUCGCAGACUCUCCCGGGUGACAUCCAACGAUGAAGAUUUCCUCGGCUUCAAUGAGGAUCGGCCGCCACUAUAUAUGCCCCCCGAAUAUCUGAUCCAGCCAGUGGGCUAUGAGGAAACGCCCCACGAAAUAUUGCCGCCGCCGCCGCCGCUUUCUCCAGUUGCUGUUGCUCCAGCUUUUGCACUAAAAACAGAACCCGAAGAGAUAAAAAUCAAACGGCCAAGAACUCGUCAGCAACGGCGAACCGAGUGCCAUGUACCGUUGCCAUGUCCGCCUGUUGUGGUAAGGAAUGAAGUUCCCCCAGACACGGAGGACACCAAGGUCGGUCUCCAAUUUCUGAUGAUACACGUGCCGCCACCGAAAGACGAACCCCGCACAACCAUGACCAGUAAAACAAUAAUAGCAGCCCGAAUCGAACGCCCACAGCCCGCCCCGAAAGCCCGCAAAACGGGCCGCCCAACGAAUGACGAUGAGAAUCUUUACGGCUUUAGCAAGACGCAAGCUUCGUGGCGAAAAUCGCGGGCUAGCUGGCGACAAUUCUGCCUACUCAUCAACGGUGCCCAGCAGGUGCUGAAGCAUCGCUUCAAGGAACAUCGUCGCGUAUACUGCGUUCCGCGUAUUAAAUCCGAGAUCAAAGACGACGAUGAAAUCGUGACGCCUCAGAUAUAUCCCCGACCGAAGGUGAGAAAGCAGCGGGCACCCAAGGUGCCGCGACUGCCGACUCGUGUGCAGCCAGAGAGGGCGCGGGCCUUGCGCCAGCAGUACGUGUUCGAAUGACCUCGUGCCGCCGAUCAGUGCUUAGGCCAAGAAGAGGCGAAGAGUAGUGUCGUGGAGGCGCCGGAGCACGAUGCGAAAGGAGCGGAAGCUAAAAGGCGCCAACUGCAAGCGGUGCUGGCGGCGACCAUGCAGUGGGCGUCUGGCUCUGAAAAGCAACAAGACAGCUGACGACAGAUGAGGACUGGUAGCAAAGCAACGGGGACAACUAUGACUAGGCCGCAGCGAUUAAUAAGUAUCUAACUGCCACACAACGACCCACACACACAACACACAGGACACACACACACACACACACACUAACACUGAAAGUAAGAGUAGAAGGAUCCGCAAGGAGCACCAAAGAUCCUGUCAAGAUUUGUUAUAUACUAUAAUAGAUAAUAGAAAACCUUAUUACAUAAGUUUAGGACAUCUCUUUGCAAACUAUUUACGCGGAAAACUGCUAACGAUCCCGCGAACUUGCAAGAAAGGGAGAUGAGCGCUAAGAGUAGACCGGGCAACAAUCCUUAUAAAAAUGUAUUCUAUAUGCGAUAUGUUGUGCUAGUUAACUUUUAAAUAGCCUAAUUGUAAUUACAAAUUCAGUAAUAAAUAGGGAAUCCACACGCUAAUCGCACGCUUAUUGUUUAUGCGGAGAUCUUGAGAUCAAUUUAGGUGCGAUAGCAGACAAUGUAACAAUCACUAAAAUCAUUAAUCAGUUAAUCAGAUCUAUAGUUAUUCGUUAAGCUACAAAAGGACACGCCACACCAUACCACACGACACAGACACCAUCCAACGAAUUCUUUAAGUUUGGCUCCUAAGUUCGUUAGACAUAUUUCUAAUUCAGAUACAGCUUUCUCCACAACCACUCAAUAUUAUCAAAAUCAUCAUCAUCAUCAUCAACAUCAUCACCCAUAUAUGUAUAAACAUCACUGCAUCAACAAAUCAUAUGUUCAAGUUUUGCCAAUGAUAAUCAGAAUAGGGACCAGUCCUGCUCUUGAUUGCGAAUAGAUCGGAUCUGGUUUUGUCCUCCUCCUGCUGCUUGCAAUGCCCUUGACCUUGACUUGUUCUCCUCCUGAUGAAUUUGGCAACACUAACAAACUAAUCGCUCUAUUUUCUGCGUAUUAGUCCAUGAGAUCGUUGCUAUCGGGGUUGUGAAGCGUCUGCAAAAAUGAUCUUUUUUGUUGUUUUAUUUUAUCAAGAGCCUGCGUCUCGUCAUCGUAAAAGAAUCAUUUAAUUCUAACUACGAACUAUGCAUAUGCCUAUUUACACACCAAUCCAUAUUUAUACCAGCUAUCUGAGAACACUAGGAUUAACCACAAAAACUUUUUUGUUUUAGUAACCGAUACUCAAAGAGUAUAGGGAUUUUUAAAUGUUGUUUGUAAUUUGUUUUUUUAAUAUUUUUGUUGUAUUUUUGUUGGCCGCAUUUGGACUUUUUCACCACCCAUACACAACCCUCCGCUAACACACAAACAAAAUACUAACACACAUAUCGAAUCGUACUUUUGUAAAUUUUGCUAUAGAGUCGAUUAAAGAUUGAUGAUGAAAACACUCAUGGUGUAAAUUUUAGUAUAAAAGAAGUAACAAUUUAUAUUAAAGUUGCCUUUAAACCAGUUGCCUUAGAACGAACACACACACACACACACAGAAACAGAAACACAAAAACACAAAUGUAAAACCAAAACUCCAAGAAGACGUCGCAAUAAAAUGGUGUACAAAUGUGCAAGAAAAAAACAAGUGGAAGCUGUUUGGCAAGAGUUUUUUAUAUGAAGAAACGAAACGAACGAGCAAACGAAGGAACCACAACAAGAGCAAAAGCAAUUCGUGGUAGUUUAAGGACACACAUGUAGAAUAAGCGAUAGAUCUACAUACAAUUAUUAAAAUAUAAAAAUAUAUUAAAACAUAAAAUACAUAAAAAAAAUGGGAUGCAACUAGUUUACUGUAAGAAUAAAGCAAUCAAUCGUUU